AUGGGUAUAUGCAAUGAAAAACCAACUCAUCUAGAUAUUGAUCAUUAUAAAUCUCUUCUAUCUAUAGAAGAAUUUAAACAAAUUCCGAUUGUCUCACUUGAACAAGCUAUUGAACCAUUAGGUUCUUUAAUACCAACAAUAAAAACUUAUGUUCAAAUGAUCAAAGAAAAAUGUCGUAAUCCUGCUGAUGGAUUAACAUCAGACGAAUCGGCUUCUAUUAUGCUUUAUUCAAUCAUAUGGCAACCAAUAGAUGAAUGUCUUUAUACAGUUUUAAAUUCACUGUUACAAACAUUAGAUAAAAAUAAACUUCAACCAUGGAUUUUAUAUUUAAAACUUUUAUUUUCUGCUCUUAUACAUCUUCCAUCAAAUCAAUUAAUUGUUUAUCGAGAUAAUAAAUCUAAUUUAAGUAAACAAUAUCAUAUUGAUGAGAUAAUUGUUUGGCAAGAUUUACCUCUAUGUACUAGUUCAAUUGAAUAUUUACAAUCAGAAAAAUAUUUAGAUAAAACAGAAAUACGAACACUAUUUACAAUUGAAUGUAAUACAGUUAAAAAUAUUAAUAAACAUUGUUAUUUUCAAGCAGAUAAUUAUUUAUUAUUUUUACCUUUUACAAAAUUUCAAAUAAUUAAAUGUUCUUAUCAACAUAAUGAAAAUUUACAUUUUAUUACUCUUAAAGAAAUUGAAUCAUCAUUUCUUUUAAAUUCUCUAAAUGAAAUUAAAACAAAUUUAAAUACAUCAAUAUCAUUGAAUAUUUUUCAAAGAUUUUGUUUAUCAUUUAAAAUAUUUGGAAAUCAAUCAUCAAUAUCAAAUGAUCAUUAUCAUAAUACAUCUCUUGAACAUCGUAUUUUAAAAAAUGAACAUUCUUGGGCAAUUGAUUUAGAUAGACAAAAUUUAACUGAUCGUGAUAUGAAAAUUAUUGUUAAAUAUGCAAUUAUUAAAAAUCAUUGUAAACGUAUUCGUUUACGAGAUAAUAAUUUUACAUCAUAUUGUACAACAAUUUUAUCUGAAGGUUUAUAUAAUAAUACAACAUUAAAAUCAUUAGAUCUUCGUAAUAAUCAUCUAUCAGAUUUAGGUGUACAAAUUUUAGCAUUAUCAAUUAUACAUUCAAAUGUUGAAACUCUUAAUUUAGAAUCAAAUGAUAUAACAUCUGAAGGUGCACAAUAUUUAGCACAAAUACUUCGAAAUAGUCGAACAUUAACAGAAUUAUAUUUAUCAAAAAAUUUUUUAGGUGAUCGAGGAGUUAAAUAUUUAGCAAAUGCAUUAAGUGAAGAUACAAUUAAUAUUCAGGAACAAUCAAAUAAUAGUAUCUCCGUAGCUAAUCAAACAAUUCUACAACAUCUUUAUCUCGGACAAAAUGAUAUAACAGAUGAAGGAAUAAAAUAUCUUUGUGAUAUGCUUAAAACUAAUCAAACAUUAUCAUGGUUAUGGUUGACUGAUAAUAAAAUAAGUAAUCAAGGAGUUAAAUUCUUAUCAAAUAUACUUGUUGAUUAUAAUAUGACUCUUGAAUGGUUAUUUCUUGAGUCAAACAAAUUAAUAAAUGAUUUAUGUAUUGAUGAUCUUAUUUAUAUGAUUAAACGAAAUAAUACAUUAAAAACACUUUAUAUAAAUAAUUGUAGUUUAACUGAUAUAACCAAACGAAAACUUAUUAAAAUAACUAAAACAAAACGAGAUUUUGAUUUAGAAGUAUAA
Molecule: messenger RNA, 1686 nt
Organism: Rotaria sp. Silwood1
Lineage: Eukaryota; Metazoa; Rotifera; Eurotatoria; Philodinida; Philodinidae
Source: the annotation of a GenBank genome assembly